AUGGUUCUCCUGUGGGUGCUGCUGCUUGGGAGCCUGUCCACCUUUAACGUGGGAGUCUUCAUGUGGGCUGUCAUUCGGCACUUUGUCAGUGUGAGAAUCCCCUCAGCCUUGCAGCAUCCCAUCAAAUUCAGAUUUCUGCAUUGUGUGGCACUGUACAUAAUGGCUCUGGGAAAUAUAUUACAGAAACUGAGAAUUUGCUCCAUGCCCAGAUUCAUCCAGUUUUUCCAUGAUACACUAGUCAUAAAGAAGAACCAUAACUUGGUAGUGACCAACUUGAAAUUUGGGACCAUCCCAGUGAGACUGUUCCAGCCCAAGGCACUGUCCUCAGAGCUCCGGCGGGGCAUCAUCUUCUACCAUGGAGGGGGCACCAUAUGUGGCAGCCUGGACAUGUAUCACAACCUAUGCAGCUUCCUGGCCCAGGAGACCGAUUCGGUGGUGCUGUCAGUGGGGUACCGCAAGCUUCCUGACUACCAUCACCCUUGUGUUACUAUGGAUUGCCUGAAUGCCUCCAUUCACUUCAUGAAGGCCCUAACAACCUAUGGGGUAGACCCCUCCCGAGUGAUAGCCUGUGGAGAAAGUAUUGGAGGUGGGGCUGUGGCCAUUGUCGUCCAGACCUUGCUUAGCUACCCAAGUCUCCCAAAGAUCUGUGCUCAAGUUCUUGUUACUCCAGCUAUGCAGGUCAUCAAUUUUAGCUUACCAUCACAUCAGCAGAAUGAAAAUGUCCCAUUCCUCACCAAAGACAUACUCAUGUUGGCUAUGUGUGAAUACCUGGACAUUGACUUGUCCUGGAAAGAUGCAAUUCGUAAAGGUUCUUCUGUGCCCCCAGAUACCUGGAAGAAGUACAAGAAAUGGCUCAGCUCUGAUAACAUCCCCAGAAAGUUCAAGAGCAAAAGCCUUGUGCCUGAGUUUCCAGGGCCUUUCAACGAGGCUGCCUAUCUGGAAACCAAACAUGUUUUUGAUGCGGAGAUUUCACCUCUCCUGGUAGAUGACAAAAUCAUUGCUCAGCUUCCGAAGACAUUCCUGGUGAGCUGCGAGAAUGACCCUCUCCGGGAUGAUGCCUUGCUCUACAAGAAGCGCUUGGAAGACCAGGGGGUCCCUCUGAGCUGGUACCACGUGGAAGAUGGCUUUCAUGGAUGCAUCGUUUUGUUUGAUAAGCAGCCGUUCUCUUUCCCCUGCUCCACAAAAAUUGCAAAUGCUGUUGUCAGUUACAUAAAGGGCAUAUGA
Molecule: messenger RNA, 1224 nt
Organism: Psammomys obesus (fat sand rat)
Lineage: Eukaryota; Metazoa; Chordata; Mammalia; Rodentia; Muridae
Product: arylacetamide deacetylase-like 4
Exons: 4
Coding region: 1-1224 (407 amino acids)
Molecular function (GO): hydrolase activity
Source: RefSeq, a predicted model, not a curated record